Messenger RNA from Stereum hirsutum FP-91666 SS1, 1508 nucleotides. RefSeq names its product UV excision repair protein Rad23. Gene Ontology annotation, biological process: nucleotide-excision repair; proteasome-mediated ubiquitin-dependent protein catabolic process. The coding region runs from base 90 to 1277 and encodes 395 amino acids. Gene Ontology annotation, cellular component: cytosol; nucleoplasm. The transcript is spliced from 7 exons. The record is from RefSeq and is a predicted model, not a curated record. Lineage: Eukaryota; Fungi; Basidiomycota; Agaricomycetes; Russulales; Stereaceae. Gene Ontology annotation, molecular function: polyubiquitin modification-dependent protein binding; proteasome binding; ubiquitin binding.
AUCUUCUCCCGCUCACUCUCGUCCAAACUUACUGACGAUUCGAUUACUUCUGGGUGGCUCAGAUUUGUCCUGUAGCUCAGUAAUCCAGCAUGAAGAUUACAGUGAAGACACUACAGCAGAAGGUGUUCCAGCUUGAUGCGGAGGGGUCAGAGACGGUGGGCGAUCUGAAGAAGAAGAUCAAUGACUUGCAAGGCCACCCGGUAGAGAACCAGAAAAUCAUUUACUCUGGCAAAGUUCUGCCAGAUGACAAGACGGUAGAGUCAUGUAAUAUCAAGGAGAAGGACUUCUUGGUUCUCAUGGUGUCUAAGCCCAAAGCCACACCCGCUGCUUCUUCAAGUACCGCCGCCGCACCUAGCACCCCUGCAGCUCCUGCACCAUCUACGCCUCAACCUGCUCCUGCCACACCAGCCGCCCCCGCUCCUGCUCCAGCUGCUGCUGCCCCGGCCGCAACCACACCAGCACCAGCAGCAACCCCCGCUCAAUUCGGUGAUAUGAGCUCUUUCCUGACCGGCAAUGCUCUGCAAUCAUCUAUCCAAAACAUGGUCGAAAUGGGAUUCCCUAGAGAUCAGGUGUUGAGGGCUAUGAGGGCGAGCUAUAAUAACCCAGAUCGGGCGGUCGAAUACCUCAUGACUGGUAUUCCCGAGCAUUUGCAGGCUGAGGCUGCAGGACCAGCGCCAGGAGCGGCACCCGCGGCACCUGCGCCCGGUUCGACACCUGCUGCUGCCCCGGCACCAGCUGCUCCCGCACCCCAGCCCGCUGCCCAACAACCUGCAGCACCCCAGAAUCUCUUCCAGCUCGCUCAACAGCAACAACAGCAAGGAGGCGCCGGUGUCGGUGCUGGUGCCCUUGGUGGUGCUCCCGGUGCAGGUGCCGGUGGAGGCGGAGGAAACUUCGACCUUUCCGCCUUACGCGAUAACCCACAGAUCGCGCAACUCCGGGAACUCGUCGCUCAGAACCCUGCGCUCAUUCAACCGUUGAUCCAGCAGUUGGCGGGGAGCAACCCUCAAUUGGCACAAUUGAUCGCCCAGAACCCGGAGGCGCUGUUUCAGUUGCUCGGGGGCGAAAAUGGUUUGGACUUUGAGGAUGAUGGGGAGGGAGGUGGAUUGCCUCCUGGUGCGCAGGUCAUCAAUAUCACGGAGGAGGAGAGGCAGGCGAUUGAGAGGCUCGAGGCGCUCGGCUUCCCUCGACAGGCCGUCAUCGAAGCCUACUUUGCUUGCGACAAGAACGAGGAGCUGGCGGCGAACUACCUCUUCGAGGGCGGAUUCGACGACUCAUAGACACCUCGCGCAUAUCAAGGAAUGCUGAAGGACAAUGAGGUGAAGGGAGAAGAGACUGCCGAGGAAGUUUGUCGAGCUAUAUCUCUUAUGCAUAGUACUGUAUUUUGUUGGACUCCAGACCAGACUCAAGGCCCGCGACUCGUGUUGUAACCGCGAUGACGAUGACGAAAUGAUUGACUUGUAUACAGUCUGUAGGCUUUUGUUUCUUGGAAUACGAGACUUGUGACACGC